AUCAUCGUCCUUGUCCUUAAACGCGUAAUAAAUUCAAUCCGAGAGGAGGAGAAAGAUCAGAUUCAAACGGCGUCUACCUUAAGAUCCAGAAAGAAUCGUCGGAAAUGUCUACGUUCAGUGGAGAUGAAACCGCUCCUUUCUUCGGCUUCCUCGGCGCUGCCGCUGCCCUCGUCUUCUCCUGCAUGGGAGCUGCAUACGGGACAGCCAAGAGUGGCGUUGGAGUGGCAUCGAUGGGUGUGAUGAGGCCAGAGUUGGUGAUGAAGUCUAUUGUCCCUGUUGUCAUGGCUGGUGUGUUGGGUAUCUAUGGUUUGAUUAUUGCUGUUAUCAUCAGUACCGGGAUCAACCCCAAGGCCAAAUCUUACUACCUCUUCGACGGAUAUGCGCAUCUCUCUUCUGGUCUCGCUUGUGGCCUUGCUGGUCUUUCUGCUGGAAUGGCCAUUGGUAUUGUUGGUGAUGCUGGUGUCAGGGCCAAUGCUCAACAGCCAAAGCUUUUCGUUGGUAUGAUUCUUAUCCUCAUUUUCGCUGAAGCUCUGGCUCUAUACGGUCUCAUCGUGGGGAUCAUCUUGUCUUCCCGAGCUGGUCAGUCCAGAGCCGAAUGAGGAAGAUAAUGCGCUUCUGCGUGAUUCUUUCUUUUGCUUGUCCGCCGGGAUGUUCUUAUAUUAUUUAUCAGGUUAGUAGGCACAACAGUGGUUUCGCUACGUGUAGACAAAAACCACACCUCAUCAAACUGUUGUUCUUUUUUCACUCUUCUGUUAUGUUUUUGUAAUAUUCGACCGUGACGGGUUCCUCUGUUCCCAGUAAGAUGUAACUGUGAGAGAUACUCUCCACUAUUUAUGUUCUUAUCACUCCAAUAAAUCACAGAAAACUCGAUUUGAUC
Messenger RNA from Raphanus sativus (radish), 877 nucleotides. Its product is annotated as V-type proton ATPase subunit c1. The record is from RefSeq and is a predicted model, not a curated record. Gene Ontology annotation, molecular function: proton-transporting ATPase activity, rotational mechanism. Gene Ontology annotation, cellular component: proton-transporting V-type ATPase, V0 domain. NCBI's taxonomy places the organism in Eukaryota, Viridiplantae, Streptophyta, Magnoliopsida, Brassicales, Brassicaceae. Gene Ontology annotation, biological process: proton transmembrane transport. The transcript is spliced from 3 exons. Bases 105 to 599 code for a protein of 164 amino acids.